Colletotrichum navitas is the source of this 2840-nucleotide messenger RNA. Its product is annotated as calcineurin-like phosphoesterase. Bases 487 to 2598 code for a protein of 703 amino acids. The transcript has 2 exons. Gene Ontology annotation, biological process: GPI anchor biosynthetic process. NCBI's taxonomy places the organism in Eukaryota, Fungi, Ascomycota, Sordariomycetes, Glomerellales, Glomerellaceae. Gene Ontology annotation, cellular component: endoplasmic reticulum. The record is from RefSeq and is a predicted model, not a curated record.
CGCAACCUCUCUUUCUCUCUCUUCUCGUGCCGCCACGCGUCAUCAUCUCCUUUCCUCUCCUUCGCUCCAAGUCCGACCAAGGCUUGGAGAUUCUCUAAGCUCUCCGACGCAGGCGCCCGACAGCCGAAUUGUACCAUCAGACGAAUACCUUCAUUUUCAGUUGCCUUGAUCAAGAUUCCUUUUCCACCAGGACUAAAGUUCCCACGUCGUUUGAACCGUAUUCCACCUAUAUCCGCCACCUAAUCCAAACAACUCCCCAACGGCGUUACAGGCGACGAUCGCGCGAGCUCCCGUACCCGCACCCACAUACACCAAACAUCCGGCGUACGCAAACCCGCCCAUCUCAUACCUUUAGUCCGUGAUACGCGGCGCCAAUCCAUUCCAGGGCCGCUCAGUGGACGAAAACGAAAAAGCAAGAAAGGAAAGGGGAAAAAAAAAAGAUAAGGGAGCGCGCCGCUGCAGGGGAAUGGCAGGCGGGCGCACAGCAUGGCUCCGCCUUACAGCAACGGCAACGGUUACGCCCACAAGGGGUCCAAGUCUGCCUCUUUGCCUUUCAAACUCCAUGACGAUGCUGCCAGCUUCCGCGCCCGCCUCCGACCUUUGCUUGCUGCCGUAGUGCGACUGGCGAGAACAAUUUGGGUCUUUUGGCAGACCCGCGGACGACGACUGGCCGCCAACAUCAUGCGGCAGAGUGGUUGGCAGUUGAGGCAGAACUUGACUGCGCGCCGCCUCCUGAGCUUCCCGCAUCUGCUGGUGUGUCUAUGGUUUCUUGUGCUGCUUUGGGGCGAGCGAUGGGUUUUCGGGAGCCGAGUCGCCCACUGCAAAUGGAGCAACUGGGAAGAUUGGCCCGCCGGAGCGAGCCCGCACCACCUCGUCUUCGUUGCCGACCCCCAAAUCAUCGACCCCAAAUCCUACCCCGGCCGGCCCUGGCCCUUGUCCGACCUGACGGUGUUGAUAACCGACAACUACAUGCGGAGAGGUUACCGGCAGCUCCAGUCGCAAUUGCGGCCCGACUCGCUGUUCUUCGUGGGCGACCUCUUCGACGGCGGACGGGAGUGGAAGACGGCGCGCGGUGAUUUCAAGGAUCCUGAGUGGGCCGUCAGCCGGCGACCCAAGAACGAGAAGGACCAUGUGAAGAAAUGGAACGACAAUUACGGCCAGGACUUCUGGCUCGACGAGUACGAGCGCUUCGGCAACAUGUUCUUCAAGGACUGGGCGACCCUUGGCGGCACCAAGGCCGGUAACUGGCAAAGAGGGCGCAAGCUGGUGGCCAGCUUGCCCGGAAACCACGACCUGGGUUUUGGCGACCAAGUCAAGGGAGUUGUCCGCGAGCGCUUCAGCACCUACUUUGGGGACGUGAACCGUGUGGACGUCAUUGGCAACCACUCCAUCGUCUCCGUCGACACCGUUUCCCUAAGCGCGAGCGCCUCGCGGCAGGCCGGCGUUGACUUGGAGGCGAUCCACACGCCGGCAGACAUCUUCCUGAAGGAUGUCCGAUUCACCAAACGGAAGGCCGUCGAGAAAGAGCUGCGGUUCUGGAGGGGCGACGUGGAAGGAGUCGUCCACGAACACAAGGUCGAGGAGUUGGAGACGGCGGAUGUGAAAGUGCCGACCAUUGCGCCGGGUGAAGAUGGGCCCGACUUUCCUACGAUUCUCCUCACACAUGUCCCUCUGUACCGGGACCCGGGAACGCCUUGCGGACCGCUACGGGAGCAUUGGCCACCGGCCAAACCACCCAAAGGACAGAAGGGUCCUGUCGUUCCGGACCAUCGCAACGCCAUCUCGGUUUCGGGUGGUUAUCAGUACCAGAACGUGCUGAGCGAGGACGACUCGGUCAAGCUCAUCAAAAGCGUCGGCAACGUCGUCCACGUCUUUUCCGGUGAUGACCACGACUACUGCGAGACCGUCCAUUCUCCUGCAAAGGAUAACGUCCGUGAAAUCACCAUCAAGAGCAUCAGCAUGGCCAUGGGAGUCCCCACACCUGGUUUCCUCAUGGUCAGCCUGUACAAUCCUGUGGACGCCAACGGCAAACCACUCCCCGGGGCUCCCGAGAAGACAUUGCAGACGCACCUUUGCCUGCUGCCGAACCAGCUUGCAACAUACGCCAAGUACGCCGGGCUCGUCUUUGUCACCAUCGUAGCGAUUAGUAUCCGCUCGUUCCUGGUGCCUGUGCUCAACUUGACGCCGUUUGCGCUGCAAACCGAGCAGCCGCAAGGCCCGAUUCUGCCUACGAUCAAGGACAAGGUUGAGGACGAUGGGACCUACAACAUGAAUUCGACAUCAGCAAGCUCCGGAACCCGGUUUCUCACAUCCUCGUCAUCGCGGACCAGAAGCGGAUCCAUCCGCUCCAACGGCUCGAGCCCCGUGCCGCCGGCAAAGACCAAGCUCAAGAAGCAAGGAUGGGGACACCGUGCCCCGAGAAUCGAAAUCUUUCAAGACGAUUUCUACGGCAACACGAAGCCGCGAUUGACGUGGAAGGCGGCGUCCCAACGGUCUCGGACGACUCUCGGAAGGGUUGCUCGAGAGAUAGGUGCCUCCACGUGGAGAGUGGUCUGGAUGGUAGUUCUGUUCUGGGCGUAUCUUGCAUAUAAAGGAUAGAAGAGCGAUCGCUUCUGAGCGUGUAUAAUUAUAGAAGCCAUGGAAGAACUUCAUCGUCAUUCAGCGGGUUGGUUGCAUCGUUUGGCUGGUUGGAUGUUGUGGGGUUUCUCAUUUAAAACGUAAAAGAUCUGUUGGCGGCGUCCGUUUGUAACAUGGCUCCUGGGCGAUGGCUCAGAGGGCAGUAAUGAAAAUUUUAUUCUUGUCGGGUAUCCUCCUUUUGAUGCAUCGCAACCAUUUCUCGG